Messenger RNA from Hippoglossus stenolepis (Pacific halibut), 4545 nucleotides. It is a transcript of the gene klb, whose product is annotated as klotho beta. Bases 831 to 4001 code for a protein of 1056 amino acids. Gene Ontology annotation, molecular function: fibroblast growth factor receptor binding; hydrolase activity, hydrolyzing O-glycosyl compounds; fibroblast growth factor binding. Lineage: Eukaryota; Metazoa; Chordata; Actinopteri; Pleuronectiformes; Pleuronectidae. The transcript has 6 exons. Gene Ontology annotation, biological process: carbohydrate metabolic process; fibroblast growth factor receptor signaling pathway. The record is from RefSeq and is a predicted model, not a curated record.
AUCUGUUUUUCAACAUUCAAUUAUUGGUUGAUUUCUCCUCACAGAAUAAUUCAUCAUUCAUUUCUUGAUGGAAAGAAACACACAUAUUUAGGAGACUGAUAUUUACCAGUGUGUGCAAUUUGGUGCAGAUCCACAUUAAAAUGAAAUAAAAAAGGAUCUAGUGAAUUUAAAUGUGGUUUCAUAUGGGGACUGUAUGUCGGUAUGCACCUAAUACAUCUGGAGUGUGAACUUGUAGUGGAAAAAAUGUAAUCCCUUGAAUGAAAUGUGAGCAGAAAAAAAAUCUGUAUGUGUUUGUGGGACCGAAAUGUGAACUCUGUUAUCGGGCUAAGAUCAGAGUACAAGGUAAUUAUUGACUGAAGAGCCUUCUUUACAGCAAUGUUUACAGUGUGUGUGUCUGUGUGUGUGUCUUCACAAGUGUCAUUCCUCUCCUUAAACAUUCUUUUUGAUUUGAUGAUAUAACCGAGGGAUGCCUGCGUUUUUUGUUUUGAAUUACAGGUGAAAAUAAUUCACCUGAAACCCACCCAGAAGUGUAGUAAUAAGAGCUUGUGUGUGUGUGAUGUAAGUCAGCCGCUGUAUGUGUGGACAUGAUGUGGUCGGGAGGGGCUGAGGGAGCGAUAAGGAAGUGUGACCAGGUUGUCAGAUGGAUACUGCAGCACCUUUAGAGCCUCACUUGUCCCUCUCUCCUGGCUGUGAUCAUUCCUCUCCCUUCCUUCAACACCAUUAUGGAUCUUCUGUCAAUCACAGGAGGGGUUUUGAACAGAGCAGCUGCUCUGACUGACACCAGUUAUCUCCUUCAAGUGGAACUCUGAAACAAGGUGGACUCCCUCAGCAUGCUGAACCAUCCUCCUCCUCACACACUUCAGUGGCUCUCGCUGUGCACCCUGCUGUCGGUGUGUUGCUGGAACAAGGCCGCCUGUUCUCCUGGGGAGGGCAGGGAGAUUUGGCAGCAGCCCAAGCCAGACCCCAUCAAAGCCCAGUCUUUCCUUCAUGACACCUUCCCCUCAGGAUUCCUCUGGGGCUCAGGGACGUCUGCCUUCCAGACAGAAGGAGCCUGGGACCAGGAGGGGAAGGGAGCCUCCAUUUGGGACCAUUUCACCCACUCAUCUGUCAGUGGUGAUUUGGCAACCGAGGCUCCCAAUGUGGCCAGUGAUGGCUACACUCACUGGGAAGAAGAUGUCAAGGCUCUGGAGUUGCUGGGUGUGAGAUCAUACUCCUUCUCUCUCUCAUGGCCCAGGUUGUUUCCUGAUGGGAACGCCAGGAGCCAGCCCAACAGGGCCGCUGUGGAGCAUUACAGCCGCCUCAUAGAGAGGCUUCUGGAGAAGAAAAUCGAGCCCAUCGUCACUCUGCAUCACUGGGACCUGCCACAGGCCCUGCAGGAGCGAUAUGGAGGCUGGAAGAAUGACACACUGGUGGGACUGUUCGAGGAGUAUGCUGCCUUUUGUUUCCACACAUUUGGGAGUCGUGUAAGAUACUGGCUCACGAUGCAUAACCCCUACCUGGUGGCUGUGCAGGGGUACGGGACAGGUGUGCACGCCCCUGGAGAGACAGGGGGUCCCUCUGCUUCUCUUAUCGUGGCCCACAACCUGAUCAGGGCACAUGCCAAAGCAUGGCACACCUACAACACCCACUUUCGCCCAACUCAGAGGGGUAAAGUAUCCAUUGUUCUGGGAUCCCACUGGAUCGAACCUCAGAGCGGCCAGGCCACAGCUGCCAACGUUGAGCUGUGCCAGGAGUCAAUAGAGGCUGUGCUCGGCUGGUUUUCCAACCCCAUCUUUGGAGACGGGGACUAUCCGGUGUCUUUCAGAUCCAAGCAUGGGGCCCUCCUGCCCACGUUCACCCCUGAGGAGAAGCUCUGGGUGCAGAAAACAGCCGACUUUUUCGCUCUCUCCUUCGGGCCUUACAACCUCCGUCUGGGUCGGACCCUGAUCCAGUAUGGGCAGACUGUGACCCCAGACCUGAGGCGCAUGUUGAGCUGGAUAAAGCUGGAGUAUGGGGACCUGAGUGUGCUGGUGGCUGAGGGAGGCUGGUUCUCUGAAGCAGGGGUGGGAAGGGAGGACACAGUGUCCAUUUAUCUGAUGAAGAGUUUUAUCAACCAGGUCCUGCAAGCGAUUAAGUUCGAUGGUGUGCAGGUGUUUGGCUACGUCGCCUGGUCUUUGGUGGAUGGAUUUGAGUGGAAUUAUGGCUACACUGUCAGAAGAGGCCUUUUCUACAUUGACUUCAGCCAAUCAAACCCAACCAGGACCCCCAAGACGUCUGCUCUGUACUACAAACGUGUUGUCGCUGACAACGGCUUCCUCAAAGGUGAAACCUCCAGUGAGGUCAAGGGUCGUUUCCCGUGUGACUUUCACUGGGGUAUUGCUGACUCCACUUUACAGGUCCACUUCAACCCUUUCUCACCACAGUUUACUGACCCACAUCUGUACAGCUGGAACCUGACGGGAGACGGAUCAUUGCGUCCCGUCCCAGGGGUGAAGCUCCGCAUUAGACCAGCCCAGUGCACUGACUAUUUGGCGAUUCGUGGUCACCUUCGCUUGUUCGCAUCCACUGGGGCAUCUCACUACCGCUUCGCCCUAAACUGGUCUCUGAUUUUACCCCAUGGUGACCUCUCUCAGGUGAACUCCGAGGCUUUGAGGUACUACCGCUGUGUCCUGACCGAGCUCAAGAAGCUAAACCUGGAGGCAGUCGUGAUCCUCUACUACCCCACACACAGAGCUCCAAAUCUGGGUUUGCCAGUUCAAAUCCAUGCCUCUGGGGGUUGGCUCAACCACAGCACAGUAGAAGCUUUUCAGGAAUAUGCAGCUCUGUGCUACGAGCAGCUGGGGCCCUGGGUUGGAUACUGGAUCACCAUCAAUGAGCCGAACAGACUCGUAGAUGUUUAUUCUGAUGGGAAAGAAAAGCAUCAAGCAGCUCACAAUCUUCUUCUGGCUCAUGCGAAAGCGUGGAGGUCAUAUGAGAAGGGACAAUACAGAGAGCAGAGAGGAAUGGUAUCACUCGCACUACAUGCGGACUGGGCUGAGCCGGCCAACCCCUUCCUGGACUCGCAUACGGCAGCAGCACAGAGAUUCCUCUUGUUUGAACUCGGUCGCUUUUUAGACCCGUUACUGGGAACAAGAUAUGAGGAGAAGCAUAGCGAGGGGGGGUACCCACAAGAAAUGAAGGCUUACCUGGAGGCGAGAGCUCGAGUGAUGGGCCUCCCUGAAUCUCCUCUACCUAGUUUUACUGACACGGAGAAGGAGGAGCUGAGAGGGGCUUUGAAUUUUAUAGCACUGAACCAUUUUACCACCCGGUUGGUGUCUCCUUAUCCUCACACACAGGCUGGUUCUCAGCAGAAGAAACAACCCCCUGAUCACGACUGUCUGACCCUCUCUGAUCCCACCUGGCCUUCAUCCAGCCUGGGGCAGGCUAUCGUACCCUGGGGCCUGAGGAGUAUCCUGAACUGGGUGAGCCACAGAUAUGGAGACGCUCUACCCAUCAUUGUGACAGCCAGCGGGGUCGAUGAUCAGGCUCCCGGAGAGGACAAACUCAGGCAACACUACCUCAGGAGUUACCUGCAAGAGUCUCUGAAAGCUCGACAGUUAGAUGGGGUCAACCUGCAGGGCUUCUACAUGUGGAAACUGCAAGAUCGACACGUCCCCCAGUUCGGCCUUUUCACUUCGACCCAUCACCAGUCCAAAGCCAAGGCCUCUGUCGCCGUCUACAGAGAAAUCAUCACUCACAGCGGUUUCCCAGAGGACGACACUGCUCUGACCUGCAGGUUCAGCGAGCUGCACGAACGCUGCUCUGUGUGUGCAUGGAUGCUCAAGAACAAAACCAUGUUGUUUUUCGGAGGCUGCCUCCUGAUAACAGCUGUGAUGUUGGCAGCGCUCGUCAUCUCUGUCAUCGUCGCCAAGAGAAACCAAGCGAGGGGUGGAGGGAGGAGGACGGACAGGAUGCACAGGAGGAGGAGAAGGGAAGGAGUUCCUGUAUUCUUAUGUCCGCCUGUCGUUAAGUGCAAACGGUAGAAAAGGUCGACUCUGUACAAACUGUGUGCAACUCACUGGAUCUGUUAUUGUGCCUGCUCCAUUAAUACUUGGGUGAUCAGUUUACCCACAAUCACAAUCAUUUAUUUUGCUGUAAUAACAAGUUAUUUAAUGGAGGGCAAUGACUUAGGGGGAUUUUAAAAGCUAAUAUAUCUGUAUAUUAAAAGACCCUGGGAUGGUAACAUUCAUAUGUUAAACUUAUUCAAAACUUGAUUAUGUGAGCUCUGUAGUUCACAGUAAAGAAAUUAACUUUUCAUAAAUAUUGACCCUAUUUUUGACCUUCACUGGGUGGAGAAAAUAUGCCAAUGUCAAUGAUUCUAAUAUUGUAAAAAAGUUAGUCAGAGAAGACUGUAUUGUAUAUAUCAGACUAAAUGUGACUUUAAUAUUGUAUUUUACAUCAUAUAAUAUAAGUUUAGCUCAGAUUGUAUUAAUUUUGUAAGAAAGACGACAUGGUGUCCACUUCAUUCAAACAGGAGGAGUGAUGUGGGCCCCAGUAAACACAGUAAACAGUGUCUAUUUCCAUGGU